Aspergillus mulundensis is the source of this 483-nucleotide messenger RNA. RefSeq lists its product as uncharacterized. Gene Ontology annotation, biological process: DNA replication, removal of RNA primer. The transcript has a single exon. Lineage: Eukaryota; Fungi; Ascomycota; Eurotiomycetes; Eurotiales; Aspergillaceae. Gene Ontology annotation, molecular function: nucleic acid binding; RNA-DNA hybrid ribonuclease activity. Bases 1 to 483 code for a protein of 160 amino acids. The record is from RefSeq and is a predicted model, not a curated record.
AUGCCCUACAAAAUGGAAAUCUUUACCGACGGCGGCUGCCGCAACAACGGCCAACCCGGCGCAACCGGCGCUGCCGCCGCCGUCUUCCAAUUCCUCAACCGCACCCAAACCUUGACACGAUAUCUCAGUGAGGCCGAAAGCCCGACUAGCCAGCGCGCCGAGCUGACAGGGAUAAUCAUUGCGCUGGAGGAAGCGCUGCGGAAGUACAACCGUUUAUACUUUUACCCUUACCUGCAAGUCACGAUCUAUUCGGAUUCGCAGUACGCGGUCAGAUGUAUGACAGUGUGGCGUGCAACCUGGGUGCAGAAUGGCUGGCGAAAUUCAAAUGGAGACCCGGUUGCCAAUACAGAUCUGCUGUGGGAGGCUCUACAGUUGCAGGAAGAGAUUGAGAAGAACGGUGUUGUUCAUUACGCUUGGAUCCCUCGGACCCAAAAUACCAUGGCUGAUGCUGCGGUGAAUCAGCGGCUGGAUCAGCGGUAUUGA